Symbiodinium natans is the source of this 603-nucleotide messenger RNA. NCBI's taxonomy places the organism in Eukaryota, Dinophyceae, Suessiales, Symbiodiniaceae. The record is from the annotation of a GenBank genome assembly.
AUGGCGGACAAGCUGUCGUGGGCAUGGAGCCAGGGAUCGUGGUAUGUUGUAGACUAUGCCAAGUCUGGACGCUCGAGCUGCAAGGAGUUUCGCUGCAAGCAGAAAAUCGACGCAGGUGAGUUGCGGAUUGGGAUUGAAGCGCCUGAGGACGACCACCGUGGCACCCAGCUGGGCUGGUACCAUCCAGCCUGCCUGUGGAAAACGUUCACUUACAAAACCAACGCCAACAAGGAAAUUCAGUCGCGGGAGGACAUCCAGGGCUUUGCGAAGCUCAAGCAAGACGAUCAAACACUGAUCGAGAAUCUCUUGUCGGGAAAACAAAUUGAUGGCCCCCCUGCGCCUGUUGGGACCUCGGCACCUUCGACUGCCCUGCGUCGAAAAGUGAUCACGAAGAUCGAAGGCAACACCAUGACGUUGACGGGUCCAACUUUCCAUAUCAAGGAGGACUUGAAGAAGUUUGGAGCAAAGUUCAACGGCGAGACCAAAGCUUGGGUCAUCACAAAGAAAGAUAACGAUACUUUUGAUGACAUCGAGAAGUUCUUGGCGGGAGAUAGCCAAGAAGAAACUAGCGCGGACUCCGCUGCAAAGCGUCGGAGGACUUGA